Molecule: messenger RNA, 3586 nt
Organism: Neomonachus schauinslandi (Hawaiian monk seal)
Lineage: Eukaryota; Metazoa; Chordata; Mammalia; Carnivora; Phocidae
Gene: PPP6C
Product: protein phosphatase 6 catalytic subunit
Exons: 8
Coding region: 89-1144 (351 amino acids)
Biological process (GO): G1/S transition of mitotic cell cycle; peptidyl-serine dephosphorylation
Cellular component (GO): cytoplasm
Molecular function (GO): protein serine/threonine phosphatase activity
Source: RefSeq, a predicted model, not a curated record
GUUCCGGCUUCGGCCUCCGCCGCUGCCGCCGCCGCUACUAGAGCCGCCGCUGCUGCCGCCGAAGCCGUCGGGGCUUGUUAUUUCUAAAAUGGCGCCCCUAGACUUGGACAAGUAUGUGGAGAUAGCGCGGCUGUGCAAGUACCUACCGGAGAACGACCUGAAGGUGAGCCCGGCUGGGGCGGGAGCGCUGCUUGCGGGGCUCGCCCCUUCCGGCAGUGGGGCGCCCGCCGGCCCGCCCUUCCUCUCUGCGCCGGACCCCCGCCGGCAUCCCUUGUUUGAUUUUUUGUUGUAUCUUUUUCAGCGGCUAUGUGACUAUGUUUGUGACCUCCUCUUAGAAGAGUCAAAUGUCCAGCCAGUAUCGACACCAGUAACAGUGUGUGGAGACAUACACGGACAGUUUUAUGACCUUUGUGAACUAUUCAGAACUGGAGGUCAGGUUCCUGACACAAACUACAUAUUUAUGGGUGAUUUUGUAGACAGAGGUUACUAUAGUUUGGAGACCUUCACUUACCUUCUUGCACUAAAGGCUAAAUGGCCUGAUCGUAUUACACUUUUGCGAGGAAAUCAUGAGAGUAGACAGAUAACACAAGUGUAUGGAUUUUAUGAUGAGUGCCAAACCAAAUAUGGAAAUGCUAAUGCCUGGAGAUACUGUACCAAAGUUUUUGACAUGCUCACAGUAGCAGCUUUAAUAGAUGAGCAGAUUUUGUGUGUUCAUGGUGGUUUAUCUCCUGAUAUCAAAACACUGGAUCAGAUUCGAACCAUUGAGCGGAAUCAGGAAAUUCCUCAUAAAGGAGCAUUUUGUGAUCUGGUUUGGUCAGAUCCUGAAGAUGUGGAUACUUGGGCAAUCAGUCCCCGAGGAGCAGGUUGGCUUUUUGGCGCAAAGGUCACAAAUGAGUUUGUUCAUAUCAACAACUUAAAACUCAUCUGCAGAGCACACCAACUAGUGCACGAAGGCUAUAAAUUUAUGUUUGAUGAGAAGCUGGUAACAGUAUGGUCUGCUCCUAAUUACUGCUAUCGUUGUGGAAAUAUUGCCUCGAUCAUGGUCUUCAAAGAUGUAAAUACAAGAGAACCAAAGUUAUUCCGGGCAGUUCCAGAUUCAGAACGUGUUAUUCCUCCCAGAACGACGACGCCGUAUUUCCUUUGAGGCCUUCGCCCAUCCUGCUGACCCAUUUUUCUUCCCUCUUCUUACCCCAACUUUUGUGUAUUACCCUCUACAAUAUACUUUUUAUCAAGCACUUUGCUGCUGAAAUGCUGCCUCUUGCCUUUUUUUUUAAUUUUAAAUUAUCUAAAUUUAUUGUUUGUUAUGGUGUCUAUAGCUAUGUUUUUCUGUCAAUUUUCUCCCCCAUCCCAUCCCCACCUUGGACUCAUUUGAGAAGACUUGAGAAAUGUCUUAAUACUCACACUGCUGCAUGUAGCUCUUGCUUAUUUACUGGUCUGGGGGAAACAGGAUGUGUUUCCUCUUUUUUAAAAAGCCAAUUGACAGAACAGACUACACCGAAAUGCUCCUCCUUUUGUAUCAUUCAGCCUUUUGUUUUAGUUUGGUAAGUUUUAAGAAAUUUCAGCAGCAAAGUUGUUAUUCAAUGGGCACGAUGGACUGCAGAUGCCUCGAGUUAUGUAUACCUGUCCCAGCUGUAAACUUCAUUGUCCUUUGUUGAAUGAUAUUUUAAAUGGAUAUAAAAUAAAUUGGUCUAAAGGGCUGCCCUCCUUGUUGUGUUUUUAAAUUUUAGUUAAAACUGCUACAGCUUAUGACUUUGUACAGUAAGAUAAUUGUAUUGAUCUUUUUUCAGAUUCCUUGUAUUUUUUAAUAAAGUAAUCUUAAAUAAAACCCAGAUAGGUUAAAGUGUUAGAAAUUUUAAACAGCUUACAUUGUUAGUUUAAAGUUAUUCUUUUUCCCCCCCCCCAAUCAGAGCUUUUGACCCUUUGGUUAUUGAGUUUAAAACUUCAACUGAAAUUCAAUAGUAUUUAUUUAAAAAAAAAAAAUCACUAAACUGUGCCUAAAGAACAUAACUGCCAUAUUAAUGUCUUGGUUUAUAUUCUCUAUAGUAAUAGAAAAACAUUUAAUACUUGUAAUGCUGAUAUGUUCAUUUGAUACCAGUUGAGUAGAAUGUGAUAGAUCCAGUUUACAAUCUAUCAUGAGUAUCAUUAAGUAAAAUCUGUGUACUUUUCAAUAGGAAUCAUUCUUCUCUUGCUGUAACACUUGACCUUAACUUUUAGAAAGUGUUCAUUUUUUAACUGCAACUGGAAAGGUUGAAAAGUCAGGACUCUUGUAUUUGUGAACUGUAAUUUGAAGCAAAUUUUAAAAAGUGUAGAAAGAAACAAAUUGUCCUAUUUUGUAAAGGUCUGUGAUACCAUGUUUCGGCUUUGUGUAAGUAAUUUGAAUAUCCAAAGGGUGUGAUGAUCAGUUCUUUAUAUGCAACUGUCCACUUAAUAAGGACAAGUGUUCCAGUGUCUCUUAUGACUGUGGUCAUAAAUGAUGUUGGAAUUUACUAUUUUGUGAAAUAGUUGGUAUCCCUUUACUACUAUAAUUAAUUUUUGUCAUUCCAGGAAAUCUUUGUGAAGCCAGCCAAUUAAUAAAGCACUUUAGUAUCUGUUCAGGUAGUUUUGAAAACCAACUUUUCCCCUUCAGGAUAAGAACUUCCAGGUUACCUAAAAAUGCAAUAAAAAUCUUUAUAGUCUAAGCUUCUUGGCACAUAAUUUUUCAUCAGGGUUUUUCUUUUAUUAAAUGAGCACAAUAAUUUUGAUUUUUAUUUUCUGCAACCACCUAGCUCCUUGUUUAGUUUUUAAUUGUAUAGCUAUAUGAAAGAAGUGGCUAAGACAUUUGCUGCACACACUUGAACUGUUGGGUCAGUAGCUUUCUGUUACUGCCCUGACCCCAGUGUAAUUCAGGGGGAAACGUAUUUUUAUCUUACAGGGAUAUGUAGCUAUGUAUUUUACUAAUUGUGAAACACUGGAAAUUAAUGAUGCAGACAACUUGGUGUGGUCUUUGAACGGCUCUCUGCAGUGUUUUUUUCUGUUACCAUAAAUUGUAUUUAAGUGCUUGCUCUCCUCUGCUUUUAAGUUGUACCAAUAAAAUCGGCAACCUCAGCCUCCCCUUCCCAUUUGACACUCCUUAGCUUAAAAUGAUGUAGUUGUUUUAGUUAUCCUUGUAAUGUGACUUUUAUUUUUAAGUCAUGGUGUAUUACAUUUGUUUGUCACUAGUUGGGCAUGUGCCAAUAAUUUUCUGUCCAUUCCUUAAUUGCCAUCUCUAUUUUGUCUGAUUUUUUUCUCUUCAGCGGAAUAACAGCUUUUUUGCAUGAAAAAAAUAGUUUUUACUAUUAGACAUGUAAAGGGAAGAGAGAGUGAAUGUAUUGGACUUUGUAAGCCUAAAAGGAAUAUUUGGAUCCCUCUAAUAAAUAAGGGCUAUGUACGAUACAGAGUAAUCAUGUAGUGGAAGAUACUUGCAAGUCAUAGAUUUGUAGGCAGGCGGAUCUGUUACUCCCUGUAUCUAGGCUGAAUGUAAAAUCCUUUAUGUUGUAUUAAUGGGGGUAAUAACUAUUUUUAUUUGCUGAUGAUAUACUUGGUUUCUAAUAAAGUGUCCUAGGCUCUA